Onychostoma macrolepis is the source of this 2092-nucleotide messenger RNA. It is a transcript of the gene mks1, whose product is annotated as MKS transition zone complex subunit 1. The transcript has 18 exons. Bases 209 to 1894 code for a protein of 561 amino acids. Gene Ontology annotation, biological process: cilium assembly. Gene Ontology annotation, cellular component: MKS complex. The record is from RefSeq and is a predicted model, not a curated record. NCBI's taxonomy places the organism in Eukaryota, Metazoa, Chordata, Actinopteri, Cypriniformes, Cyprinidae.
GAUUGACUUCCGGCUGCUUCCGGUAACGUUAGUGUGUUACUAUGCAACGAGACGCUCUGAUGUGUAGUAUAAACUGGUAUUGCAUUAAGAAGUAAAUCAGUUAAAGCUGCUUAUCCUUGUUCAUGUUUGCUGUGGUUUUUAAUAGUCAACCGAUGCAAAUGAUACAUUAAAGCUGAAGACUUCUAUCUUUUGAGGCCGAGUGUCAGAUAUGGCUGACGGUUGGUGCACUGACACCGGAGAAUCGGUUUACCGUUCCCGGGAUGCAGUUAAAAACUUACGAAUACGAGUGCACAUACAGCGUGUGACCUCCACAGCUGCUCUGUCUCAACAUCUCCAUCAGCAAGUGCUUUCUCAGCAGGAGAGAGGAGUUAUAGAGCUGGACACCUUCAGCUCUCAGACACAAGCAGCUUCCAUCACUGAUGCAGAGGAACUGGUGGUUGGUUGGCAAGAGAAGUUCUUCAGUCAGUAUGAAGUGGACCUUUACCAAACAGAGUCAAAUUGUCAAACACCACUGGAGCAUCAGUAUCACACAGAAAUCAUGGCAAUGGAGAGAACCAAAAGAAGACAAAACCAGCGCAUUUUUACCUACACAGACUUUGAUCGCUUCUCCAAAUGGGAAGAGCAAGCUCAGAGUCUACUGAUCCCAGCUCAGCCUACACCAACCUUUUUAGCAGAACGCAUGGCUAACGUUAGACACAGGAGACAAGAGAGACGUCCUGUAGAGUCUAAUGUUCCCAAGUCCCGUUUAAUCACAUGGGAGCCUUCGGAGGAGUUCAUAAAGAACAGUCACAUCAUCAACACACCAGUGCAGACCAUGUACAUCAUGGGAGAUCUUGGGCCUUCAGGGAAGUUGGGCCUGAAAGAGAAUGAGUAUAUAUUAUGCACCAUAAAAGCAGACGGUAAUGGAGUAAUCACAAUAAAACCAGACUUUAACAACAAUAGAGGAGCCUACAGGCUGGAAACGCACGGGGAGAAGAGGGAGGUGUGGAGGCUGUAUCUGGAGAACGUCUCAUCACACAUUCAUGUGGAGGAGAAAGAGAGAGAGCAGCGCAUGUACAAAGAUCUGUACACACGUCACAAAGAUUACCUCAACAGCCUGGUUGGCCAAGACUUUGAAAUGCCACCUCUAGGGAUACUUCGCCUGAUUGUAAAUGGAGAGAUUGUUUCUGCUCAGGGCUAUGAGUAUGACAAUCUUUAUGUCCAUUUCUUCCUGGAUUUACCAAAUAAUUGGUCCAGUGUUCCCUUUCACUGUCUGUCUGGUGUGACUCAGACGUGUCGCACGCAUAGUGUGGGAAAGGAGGAUGUUGCAUUCUUCUCCUAUCCGUUCAGCUUUGAGACCUUCUUCCAUAAGGAAGAUGAGUCUGAUGGGUCAUUACCUCAGUGGCCAGUGCUGUAUUUCAAAGUUCUCUCGUUGGAUUUCUGGCAGCGCUACAGAACUGAAGGCUAUGGCUUCCUGGUCAUUCCCUCAACGCCGGGGUAUCACAGGAUGACUUGCCACACAUGGAGACCCCUCCAGUCCGGCAGGGUGGCUGAACUGAGACGCUUCUUCAUCGGCGGAGCACCUGAACUCGAGGACAUCAGUUAUGUUAGAGUGCCUGGCACUUUCAAGGGAGAGCGGUUGAGUCGCUUUGGCUUUCGCACUCAAACCACUGGAAGUGUGACCUUUACUCUUAAUUGUAUCCAGCAUGCCAGGGCUUUUAUUGAUGCCAACGCCCUGAAGAAAAGAAGGCAGACUGUUCUGGAUCAGCUGGGCGGACACAGUCAGCAGGGCUCUGUCUAUAAUGUUCUGGAAGCAUUUCAGAGGGCACGCAAGCGCAUGCAGGAUGCAAGAGAGACUUUACCCAGAGAUCUCAUCAACACCUCUGCACAAUUAAACUCCGAAUCUUCUGCAUAGGAACAUUAGACAUGGUGCGUGUGUAAUAAUUCUGUUCACAGUAUUUGUGUUUAUAUGUGUAUAGUAUAUUUUUGUAUUGUUUGAAAUGUAUUGAAUGUUUUCAAUUGUGUUUUAUGUAUUACUUGUAUUAUGUAUGUAACUAUUUCUUUUACUUUUCGCAAAUGUACUUAAUAAAACAUGGUUAUUGUAAAAACUAAA